AUGCUUGGAGGAGGAAGUGAGCAGCGAAGGUGCGAUUGGAUACAUUAGUGAUCGGAAAUACGGCCUCUGCUGAGUUACGCUGGCGGUCGGAUACAUUUUGGAAUCCUGAUACACGACCUUUUCCUCGGAUACAUUUUGAAAUCGGAUACGCGGCUCCUUCCCUGGGACGUUCCUGUGCUUGGGAUGGAUACAAUGUGAAUGUCGACUUGAUCUGCCAUUCAAGUGAUCGCUUCACUUAAGGGUUUGAAAUUUUUGCAAAACGGCCCUAGUCUCUUGGCUUGAAACAUGUGCAAUGGGAUGAUUGUGCGGAAGAGCCACAGGCAAUACCGAGCAACACUGAUCUUGGUGCUCCUCCUCUGCAUCUCCAAAGGAUUAGCGUCAAAUGACAACUGCCGGCACCCAUUUCAACCGGAAAAUGGGGGUUUCGCUUGCCACCCUUCACCCUGUAACAACUUUGUGGCCAACACGGUCAUCGAGUACUUCUGCCACGAGGGCUACACGCUGAAGGGAGACUACAAGUACCUGACCUGUGCGAGUGGAGAGUGGGAACCCGCCAUGGAGGUCAGCUGCAGAUUAAGUCAAGAUAAAACCUUGGAGCCAAGUAUUGGAGUGCCAACUCUAUCAAUCGUGGCGUCCACUGCCAGUUCUGUUGCCCUGAUCCUCCUCUUGGUAGUUUUAUUUGUUUUGCUGCAACCAAAACUGAAGUCAUUUCACCACAGCAGACGGGAUCAGGGAGUGUCUGGGAAACCAAGUUCCAUCGUGGUGGACGGAGUCCCCGUCUCGCUGCCCUCUUACGAAGAAGCAGUCUACGGCAGUUCGGGCGCAGCCAUCGCACCUUCUGGCUCCCGCGUCCAGAUCGUCAUGGCGGAGGGUCCAGCGGCGGGCACCCCGGGGCUGGGGGAGGCUGUCUGCCGCGGCAGGGGUGCCGACCCCUGCCCGGCGAGCCCCAGAGAGAUCGAAGCCCAGGCCAGCACCAGCCGCUCAGAGACUGUUUUGAUCCACCGCCCCGCCCCCUCCUCGCCCACGGGACCCCGUGGAUCUCCCCUGAGGCUGUCGCAGUCUUCGGACACUCAGGACACGGACAGCAGCGACGUUCAGAGUCUCCUGUCUCUUGCCUCGCCUGCAGGAUCUACUGAUGAUAUUCCACUGCUCAAGGAUGCUUAACACGAUCGGUGUGAGGUAAACUGCUCAGCUUCAUCCUCCUCUUCAGUACUUGAUCCUCCAUCUCCAAUUGACUCGCUCUAUUUCAAGACCUCUCGCAGGAGUGUCAUUCACCGCCUGCUGAUGUCGUGUAUGACAGGGAUGUGACAGUGGCAUGUUCAGUACUGGGCAUAUUCUGGCAGUGGAAUUAACCUGUGCGAAUGAAAGGCUGCCUUCAUUCAAACUGGUUAAUUUUGGGAAAGGUGACUGUGUAGCAAAGGACAGAUAAAAUCUAAUAUUUGCAAUAGAGGGCUUGGAUUUGAGGUUCCACAGUGGGUGAUAGCUUGAUCUGUGCAUUUUAACCACACUUUCUGGUUUGGUCCUUGAUGCCAUUCUUGUGUCCACUUCAUUCGGCUGCUGCCCAGUCCACUUGACGUUAGGCUAGUCAAUCUCCAGCUGCUACUUGAAACUUAAGAACAUCAGAAACAGAAGCCAUUCAGCUCAUGUGUGCUCUGUUAUCCAAUGGGAUCAUGACUGAUUCUGUAUCUUAUCCACUUUGCUGCACGAUUUCCACCUUAGCCCUGGAUUCCCUUAAUCUCUAAAAUUAUAUCUCUCUGACUUGAAUAUUGAGCAUCCAUAGCCUUCUGGGCUAGAGAAUUCCAAAGAUUUAAAACCCUCUAAGUAAUUUUUCCAUGUCUUGAUCCUGAACAGUUAGCCCCUUUUCCUGAGACAAUGCUCUCCAGCA
This is a messenger RNA of Pristis pectinata (smalltooth sawfish), 1885 nucleotides long. Its product is annotated as sushi domain-containing protein 6-like. The record is from RefSeq and is a predicted model, not a curated record. Lineage: Eukaryota; Metazoa; Chordata; Chondrichthyes; Rhinopristiformes; Pristidae.